Nicotiana tabacum (common tobacco) is the source of this 1056-nucleotide messenger RNA. RefSeq names its product mitogen-activated protein kinase kinase kinase 20-like. Gene Ontology annotation, biological process: signal transduction; protein phosphorylation. NCBI's taxonomy places the organism in Eukaryota, Viridiplantae, Streptophyta, Magnoliopsida, Solanales, Solanaceae. Gene Ontology annotation, molecular function: protein kinase activity; ATP binding. The record is from RefSeq and is a predicted model, not a curated record.
AUGUGGAAGAGAGGGAGAACAUUGGGGAAAGGAGGCUUUGGCUUCGUUUCGUUAGCUUCCUCUGAUGAUACCAAUUUCACUGCUACUGUUCAUCAUUGUCUAAUUCUAUCACUGAUUGUGGUAAAGUCUAGUAUGUUCAGCCAUUCUGAAUCGCUUCAAGUAGAGAGGGAAUUUCUCCACUUGUUCGAAGAUUCUCCUCACGUUAUUCGCUCUUUCGAUGUUAAAGUUACGCUAGAAGACGGUGUUCUCCUUUACAACUUAUUGUUAGAAUAUACAUCUGAUGGAAGCUUGGCGGAUCGCUUGAAUUGUUCAGGGAAAGGAAUGCCAGAGGUUGAAGUUAAAAAACACACCAAAAGCGUCGUUUUAGGGCUUAUUCGCAUUCAUGGCGUGGGAAUCAUUCACUGCGAUAUAAAUCCUCACAACGUUCUACUUAUUACUCCUACUGAUGAUGAUACAACAGAGAUUGCCAAGACCGCUGAUUUCGGUCUUGCUAUGACUUUGGAACAGAGCUGGACACAAAAGCAAGGACUCAGGGGAACCAAAAGGUACAUGGCACCUGAAUUCAUGCUUAAGCGGGAGUACGGUCCAAAGGCGGACAUCUGGGCUCUUGGUUGCACUGUCUACGAGUUGAUCACUAGGACACCCCAAUGGGAAUCAUCCAAUUCUUAUGCAAAGGUUGAUGAUGUGUUAUACCGAAUCGGGUAUGAGGAACCAAGUUUUGAGAAUGCGAAACUGUCAGCAAAGGCAAAGGAUUUUGUGAGAAGUUGUCUGGUCAAGAAUCCGAGCUCGCGUUGGACUACCGACAUGCUCUUAAAUCAUUCUUUUCUGAAAUCAGCCAACAAUGUGCAGCCUGCAACAAAGACAAGGAAGAAGCAAUGUGGUUACAUGUCCCUUUUUGCGUAGACCCCAUCGAAAGACAACAUUCAAGACACGACCACACAGUCGCAAUUUGGUUAUAGAACAUUGAUGCAUGAUCAGAAUGCACCUGCUGAAUCUGAAGAAAGUAGAGAACGGAAUUCGUGAAAGGCUGCUAGCUACUGACAGUAGAUAGAUGAU